GCUCAUAUUAGACGCGGCCUGUUCUUGGCCGCACACAGCUCGAUGCCGUCUUAGCCCACACACCAGCUCUCUGCACCCACACACCAGCCCUCUGCACCCACACACCUCCUCGACCAGCAGCCAUGUCAGAAACAGGCGCCAUCCCCUACUACUCGUACGCCCUCAACGGCAUCACGCUGGCCAUCGGCUCGGCGCUGAUCUACACGGGCGUGUGGGGCACCUUUGUCAACCCUCUGAGCCUGGCCAAGUUCUUCGGCCUGCCCACGGCGACGCGCGAGAACGUGGUGCUCUUCCCGUCGUCGACGGGCCGCAACCUCGGCGCCGGCAUCUUCGUGUGGAUCCUGACGUUGCUGGGCGAGCGCCGGACGCUGGGCAUCUUCCUGCUGUGCUGGUCGUGGGCCGGCAUCGCCGACACCAAGAUCCUCUAUGAGCACCCCCGCGGCCAGGACAAGUGGAUGCACGUCAGGAACAUCUUGAUCCUGUGGACGCUGGGCCCGCUGCUGAUCCGGUCGGCCGCGUAGUGCGGGCCUGGUUGGGUUUUGAAAACAGAUUUGAGAAAUAUGUCUAGCUACAAAUUAGGUAGUGAGGGCCGAAGC
Molecule: messenger RNA, 596 nt
Organism: Lasiosphaeria miniovina
Lineage: Eukaryota; Fungi; Ascomycota; Sordariomycetes; Sordariales; Lasiosphaeriaceae
Exons: 2
Coding region: 123-521 (132 amino acids)
Source: RefSeq, a predicted model, not a curated record